Molecule: messenger RNA, 1204 nt
Organism: Drosophila mojavensis
Lineage: Eukaryota; Metazoa; Arthropoda; Insecta; Diptera; Drosophilidae
Product: alcohol dehydrogenase 2
Exons: 4
Coding region: 99-1061 (320 amino acids)
Biological process (GO): alcohol metabolic process
Cellular component (GO): cytoplasm
Molecular function (GO): alcohol dehydrogenase (NAD+) activity
Source: RefSeq, a predicted model, not a curated record
CAUUUGUAGAUGAUUCGUUAGUUCAGUUUUGCGUAGCCAGACGACUAUUAUUUUAAAUUUUCAAAAUUUUAAAAUCAAAUUUUUCAAUUUUAGCUAAAAUGAAAUAUUUUCCUGAAUUGCUGAAGCAUGGAAUAGCAUGUACACCCAGAUACGUUUCCAAAGUAUCCAGUAGUAAGCCACACAGUCUGUCCAAUUCUAAGCGUAAGUCAACAGAUGGCGACCAUGUUUGGAAGAUGUCUUUGCUCAAACGGUUAAAAUCAAACAACACAGAGGACCAGAAAAAGGGCGGCGGCAAAGAUGCAAUCGCCGGCAAGAAUAUCAUUUUCGUCGCCGGCCUGGGUUGCAUUGGAAUGGACACCAGUCGGGAGAUUGUCAAGAGCGGACCAAAGAACCUGGUUAUCCUUGAUCGACUUGAGAAGCCAGAGGCUAUUGAAGAACUAAGUGGCAUGAACCCAAAAACAAAAGUAACGUUCCACCCCUAUGAUGUAACCGUUCCAUUAGAGGAGUCCGUAAAGCUGAUGAAGACAAUCUUCGGCCAGCUGAAGACAGUCGAUCUGCUCAUCAAUGGAGCUGGCAUCCUGGAUGACCACCAGAUCGAAGGAACCAUUGCAGUGAACUUCACAGGCACAGUGAACACCACCACGGCCAUCAUGCCCUUCUGGGACAAGCGCCAGGGUGGCCCAGGCGGUGUCAUUGCGAACAUCUGCUCGGUGACAGGCUGCAAUGCCAUCUACCAGGUGCCUGUGUACUCCGCAUCCAAGGCAGCUGCCCUCAGCUUCACCAUGUCGCUGGCUAAACUGACUCCGAUUACUGGCGUAACUGCCUAUUCCAUCAACCCUGGCAUCACGAAGACAACUCUGGUCAACAAGUUUAACUCGUGGCUGGAUGUGGAGCCUUGUGUGGCCCAGUUGCUUCUGGCGCAUCCCACUCAGACGACUAAGCAGUGCGCCAAGAGCUUUGUGAAAGCAAUCAAAGAAAACAAGAAUGGAGUCAUAUGGAAACUGGACUUGGGUCGCCUGGACACCAUCAAAUGGACCAAGCACUGGGACUCCCACAUAUAAUUGCUCAAGUCUCGAAACUCAGAAGUUUGUGGCCGACAGAUCAGAUUCACCGAAAGUCAACUAAAUUUUAAGUUUAAGUAUAAGGCUAAAAACAGAUUAGAUAUUUUUCAAGUGAAAUAAAUAUACUCGCUUAAUUUAUGAAA